UCAAAGAAAGAGAAAUAAACAUAUAGUUUUCUUACAAAGAAAUAUCCAGACCUAAAUUACUUACACUAAAAAAGAUUACUUACACUAAAACCUCUGGCUGAGCUGAAGGGUUAGCCUCCACGACGUCGUUUGGUGAUUUUGAUCAGUACUAACUAGAUUAAUUUUGGAUCUCCUGCGAGAGAAGAAGGGAAACCUGAAACAAAGCGAAAAUGGCAGGAAGAUUGAGCGGUGUGGCCUCACGAAUCAUGGGUGGAAACGGCAUCGUUGCCCGAUCCGCCGCCUCUUCUCUCCGCCAACGCGCCGGCAUGGGUCUCCCCGUCGGCAAACACAUCGUCCCCGACAAGCCUCUUUCGGUGAACGACGAGCUGAUGUGGGACAACGGGACUGCGUUUCCAGAGCCUUGCAUAGAUCGGAUUGCUGAUACCGUCGGGAAGUAUGAAGCAUUGGGAUGGUUGUGUGGCGGUCUAAGCUUCUUUGGGGCUCUUGGUAUGCUCGCUGUUUUGAACGAUAAAGCUUCAAAAGUUCCUUUUACACCACGAGUGUAUCCGUAUGAUAACCUGAGAGUGGAGCUUGGAGGAGAGCCAUAGAAGAGACCUAUCAAGUGAUCUACUGAAUCAAAACUCAAGCAGUGUUUUCUUCACUGCUUUGUUUUUCAAAAUUUUUAAACUUCGUGCUCAGAACUUGAAGACAAAAUAAUAAAACAGACUUGCGUUUUCCAUUUAUAUGUGAUGUCUCUGUAAUUAUCAAAGACCAUUUGGGUGAUUCAUAAGAGUGAGACAUCUGUUUUCAGCAAAU
Molecule: messenger RNA, 795 nt
Organism: Brassica rapa (field mustard)
Lineage: Eukaryota; Viridiplantae; Streptophyta; Magnoliopsida; Brassicales; Brassicaceae
Product: NADH dehydrogenase [ubiquinone] 1 beta subcomplex subunit 8, mitochondrial
Source: RefSeq, a predicted model, not a curated record